Messenger RNA from Eruca vesicaria subsp. sativa (arugula), 2022 nucleotides. The record is from the annotation of a GenBank genome assembly. Lineage: Eukaryota; Viridiplantae; Streptophyta; Magnoliopsida; Brassicales; Brassicaceae.
AUGGCGAAUGUAGAUGGAGAUGAGUCCAGAAGUUCUCUCCCAAGUUCUUAUCAUGAUCAGUUAUACACAGAGCUGUGGAAGGCUUGUGCAGGUCCAUUAGUGGAUGUUCCUCUUGUUGGAGAGAGAGUUUACUACUUCCCUCAGGGUCACAUGGAACAACUUGUGGCUUCAACUAAUCAAGGAAUUGAAUCAGAGAAAAUACCUGAUUUUAAACUUCCUCCCAAGAUACUUUGUCAAGUUCUUAGUGUGAUGUUAAAGGCAGAGCAUGAAACAGAUGAGGUCUACGCUCAGAUCACAUUAAAACCAGAGGAAGAUCAAAGUGAACCUACUAGUCUUGAUCUACCAGUUGUUGAACCAACAAAACAGAUGUUCCACUCCUUUGUUAAGAUUCUAACAGCUUCAGACACAAGCACCCAUGGUGGAUUCUCUGUUCUUCGUAAACACGCCACUGAAUGCUUGCCUGCCUUGGACAUGACACAGGCUACUCCUACUCAAGAACUUGUGACUAGAGAUCUUCAUGGGUUUGAAUGGAGGUUUAAGCAUAUAUUCAGAGGACAACCUAGGAGACAUUUGCUUACUACAGGUUGGAGCACAUUUGUCUCCUCAAAAAGACUUGUAGCUGGAGAUGCUUUUGUGUUCUUGAGGGGUGAGAAUGGGGAUUUAAGAGUUGGAGUGAGGCGUUUAGCUAGGCAUCAGAACACCAUGCCUGCUUCAGUUAUCUCAAGUCAGAGCAUGCAUUUGGGAGUCCUUGCUACAGCUUCUCAUGCUGUUAAAACCGAAACAAUGUUUCUUGUGUUUUACAAGCCUAGGAUAAGCCAAUUCAUAGUAGGAGUAAACAAGUAUAUGGAAGCUAUGAAGCAUGGAUUCUCUCUUGGUACCAGAUUCAGAAUGAGAUUUGAAGGAGAAGAGUCUCCUGAGAGAAUAUUUACUGGUACUAUUGUGGGAAUUGGAGAUCUGUCUCCACAAUGGCCAGCUUCUACAUGGAGAUCACUGCAGGUCCAAUGGGAUGAGCCAACAACGGUUCAAAGACCAGACAAAGUCUCACCAUGGGAGAUUGAGCCUUUCUUGCCAUCUUCCCCAGCUUCAACACCUGCUCAACAAUCACAACCCAAAAGCAAGCGGUCAAAACCCAUUGAAUCAUCGGUUUUGAGUCCAGGUCAAGCUAGUUUCUUUCACAGCUUCCCUCAGAGCCAAGAUCCAUCAACUGAGAGAUACUUAGGCGUCCAAGCUGAGCCUCCUCCUGCGAGUUCUUGCUAUAGGUUGUUUGGAUUUGAUCUCACUAGCAACCUUCCUGCUCCAAUACCUCGAGACAAGCAACCGAUGGAUACUUGUGAAGCUUCCAAGUGUCAAGACCCCAUCACUCCUAACUCAGCUGAUGAGCCAAAGAAGCAACUAACAUCAAGAACUCGAACCAAGGUGCAAAUGCAAGGGAUAGCUGUUGGUCGUGCGGUGGAUUUAACGCUGUUGAAAUCAUAUGAUGAACUGAUUAAGGAGCUUGAGGAGAUGUUUGAGAUAAAAGGACAGCUUCUUCCUCGAGAUAAAUGGAUCGUUGUGUUCACUGAUGAUGAAGGUGACAUGAUGCUUGCUGGAGAUGAUCCAUGGAAUGAGUUUUGUAAGAUGGCAAAGAAGAUAUUUAUAUAUUCGAGUGAUGAGGUUAAGAAGAUGACUACAAAAAUGAAGAGUUGUUCGUCGUUAGAGAAUGAAGUAAGCAUGGAUUAAUAAUCUGUCAUUGUGGAGUCAUAAUCUUCGUUAGGUGUGAGAGUUUAGUAGUUGUGUUUAAUUAAGGUUAUUCGGAGACAUGGUUUUAGUAACUUUGGUCGCAAGGUUCUGUCUCUAAUAGACUCAAGAUUUUUCUAAUCUGUGUAUAUAAAACGUCUUUCAUGAUCUUUCGGCCUUUGUUCAUCAUAAUGGGCUAAUGGGCCAUUGAAUAAUGGGCUAAUGGGCCAGUGAAUAAUGGGCCGUGUUGUUGUAGAUGUAGUCUGUGGUUGUGAGGUGAAUUUAUUCCGACUAAUCUUCUCAACA